Molecule: messenger RNA, 312 nt
Organism: Budorcas taxicolor (takin)
Lineage: Eukaryota; Metazoa; Chordata; Mammalia; Artiodactyla; Bovidae
Product: histone H4
Exons: 1
Coding region: 1-312 (103 amino acids)
Biological process (GO): nucleosome assembly
Cellular component (GO): nucleosome
Molecular function (GO): structural constituent of chromatin; protein heterodimerization activity; DNA binding
Source: RefSeq, a predicted model, not a curated record
AUGUCUGGACGAGGGAAGGGUGGCAAAGGCUUAGGCAAAGGUGGCGCCAAGCGCCACCGCAAAGUCUUGAGAGAUAACAUCCAAGGCAUCACUAAGCCCGCCAUUCGACGCCUUGCUCGGCGUGGGGGAGUCAAGCGCAUUUCCGGCCUCAUUUACGAGGAGACCCGAGGCGUGUUGAAGGUGUUUCUGGAGAAUGUUAUUCGGGACGCAGUCACCUACACGGAGCACGCCAAGCGCAAGACGGUCACUGCCAUGGACGUGGUCUACGCGCUAAAGCGGCAGGGACGCACCCUGUACGGCUUCGGAGGUUGA